GCCAGGCGGGUCUGAAGGUCAGGAAGGCUCCCUCCCGGGGGAAGCUCCGCAGGGAGAGGACGGGGGCUGGGCUGUGGCUCCCUGGGACGGAGUCAAGAGCUGGGGACCUAGCUGGGGACACAUGGGUGUGUACGGCGGCCCCUGGAUGGGACAGUGGUCACGGAGGAAGAGCUGAGCCGGGCACCCACGCCCGCCUGCAGGCUGCGCUACAGCCCUCUGAUCUGGUGGAGCCCAGGGAGGUUACUGCCCUCUCGUCUUUCUGCUGAGAAACCAUUAGGUCUAUCUCCAUGGAGACCAAAGAAUCUGAAGGCUUGGCAGAGCCCCAGAGAAAAUCGGUGAGUGUCUCACGGAGAACCAAUGCUGAGCUGGCCACAGCCAGGCCUGAGUCACUCUCAGGAAAAGAGGAGACUCCCUGCGAUGACCAGGACAUCCAAGACAAAGAAUACCGCUGCCAUAUCCCGCUCCAGAGGAACUCCAUCUUCAAUCGCGCCGUGAGACACAGAAGCCAAGCCAAGGCCCGAGGUGCCUCAGACCGGACCACCACCCGCCCGGCAGAGUCACAGGAAAAUGGAAAAGCCACGAGGGCUUCUGAGAGCAGAGCACCUCCGAGCCCAGCAGCAGCGCAGACAGGCACAAGUGCCCAGGAGCCAAGUCAUCACACACGAGAGAGUCAGCAAUCACUCCAGAACAGAUCUCCAAAUUCAAAGUCCCCACUUGUCCUCUCUGCUGCUGGGGUUUGUGACUAGCAAUUUGCUCCUGCAUCAACUUUAGACCCUGCCAUCUAAGAGU
This is a messenger RNA of Octodon degus (degu), 789 nucleotides long. RefSeq names its product ephexin-1-like. Lineage: Eukaryota; Metazoa; Chordata; Mammalia; Rodentia; Octodontidae. Bases 288 to 746 code for a protein of 152 amino acids. The record is from RefSeq and is a predicted model, not a curated record. The transcript has 4 exons.